AUGGCCACCCCAAAAACUGCAAGUGCUCCCGAAGGUGCUGCAUGGGUCUGGGGAGACAACGACAAUAUCGGCCGUCUCAACCUCUUGACACCAACCCGAGUUGCUGCCGCCGGAAAGGAGAUCAGAAGUGGAGAGAUUGUUCCCGUCAAUCUCCCUCUCAACACUCCCGAAGUUCCUGCAUUCAACCGUGAGGUAUUCAAGCACGAGAUCAAGACACUCGCAGAAGAUCUUGCCUAUGAUGAUGUCUACCAUCUAAACACUCAAUCGGGCACUCAGUUCGAUGGCUUCCGUCAUUUUGCUCACAUGCCCUCUGGCACAUUUUAUAACAACACCAAAGGCUCGGAUAUUGUGGGUCCCAACGCAAAUCAUAAAUGCUCGAUCCAUCAUUGGGCUGUGCAUGGUAUUGCUGGCCGUGGCAUCCUCCUCGACUACCGCGGCUACGCCCACAAGAAGGGCAUCAACUACGAUCCUUACGAGUACUAUCCCAUCUCCUUCGAGGAGCUCAAGCACUGCGCUGCAGACCAGGGUAUCGACAUUCGUCCAGCUGCUCAGGGCGGUGAUAUCAAGAUCGGUGACAUUCUCUUUGUAAGGACUGGUUGGGUAGAGGCUUAUCACAGCAAGUCACCUUCUGAACGAAACGAGUUGGCCGUCAGACCACAUGCAUUGGGCAAGGACGAUGGACAAAGAUUUGCAGGAUUGAGUCAAGAAGAGCGAAUGCUGGACUGGCUCCACGACUCUUACUUUUCUGCUGUAGCUGGUGAUGCCCCUGCGUUCGAAGCCUGGCCAACACAUGAAGAGUACCAUCUACACGAAUACAUCCUUGCGCUUUGGGGUAUGCCUUUGGGAGAAAUGCUGGACCUCGAGAAACUAUCGCAGACGUGCCGCGAGAAGAAUAGGUGGACGUUCUUCUUUACUGCUGCGCCUGCGAAUGUGCAAGGUGGUGUAAGCACCCAUGUGAACGGUACCGCCAUCUUCUGA
Messenger RNA from Aureobasidium uvarum, 978 nucleotides. NCBI's taxonomy places the organism in Eukaryota, Fungi, Ascomycota, Dothideomycetes, Dothideales, Saccotheciaceae. The record is from the annotation of a GenBank genome assembly.